CUCAUGCAAACGUGACUAUGCACUGCAUGAAAAUUUCACAGAAAGGCUUAAAAACUAUACUUCGAGAGAACAUUUCAAUAUUUUUAGAAGGUUUAUCUAGGAGUUGCUAAAACAGAAACAAUAAUGGCUUCAGGGCAACAAGAACGUUCAGAACUUGAUGCAAGAGCUAAACAAGGAGAAACAGUGGUCCCUGGUGGCACUGGUGGCAAGAGCCUUGAAGCUCAGGAGCAUCUUGCUGAAGGGAGGAGCAGAGGAGGGCAGACAAGAAAGGAGCAGCUAGGAACAGAAGGGUACCAAGAGCUGGGACAAAAAGGAGGACAGACAAGGAAAGAGCAAAUAGGGAGAGAAGGGUAUCAAGAAAUGGGUCGAAAAGGUGGACUUAGUACAACUGAGAAAUCUGGUGGUGAACGUGCUGCUGAAGAAGGCGUUGACAUCGAUGAAUCCAAGUUUAGCACCUCUUAAAACGUUUGGAGUUAAAGCUGUUUUAUGUAUUACUGUGUUUAAUCUGUUUCGUUGUCGAGUGGCCAAUCCUAGAUUAGGUUGCAGCGUUUUGGUGUGUGUCUUAGUUCUGUAAAAAUAUGUUGUGCCUUAUGUAAGGGGCUAGGUUAUCCCUAGUCUGUACGGUUUAUUACUAAUGACUGAUUAGUUUAAUUUCUGAUUU
Molecule: messenger RNA, 661 nt
Organism: Nicotiana attenuata
Lineage: Eukaryota; Viridiplantae; Streptophyta; Magnoliopsida; Solanales; Solanaceae
Product: carrot ABA-induced in somatic embryos 3-like
Exons: 2
Coding region: 124-462 (112 amino acids)
Biological process (GO): response to abscisic acid
Cellular component (GO): cytosol
Source: RefSeq, a predicted model, not a curated record